This is a messenger RNA of Vicia faba (fava bean), 429 nucleotides long. Lineage: Eukaryota; Viridiplantae; Streptophyta; Magnoliopsida; Fabales; Fabaceae. The record is from the annotation of a GenBank genome assembly.
AUGGCUCCCAAGGUUGCAAGAGGUAGAGGCACGGGAAAAGGAAAAAACAUAGAAGAAAAUACUUUGUUUGAUAUUCUUGAUGAAGAUAAUAAGGAAUUCUUUGAUGAUAAAUGUCGCAGAAGAAUUGUGAAAAAACAAAAUUUCUACAAAGUUAGAACAACUGAAGAACUACACCUUCCAGAGGUUUUGAGGAUGUUGAGGUUGAACCACAAGAGGACACUCAUAUGGAAGAUGCUGAUUAUGAAGAUGAUGAGGCUUGAUUUAGUGCUAUUGCAUCCCAAUAGAUCAACCAUGGGCAACCAUGGGGUGGACAUUGGAAAUAAUUCUGAAGUUGUCACCAUGCUUCAAAACAUGCAGCUGCAACAAAAUCCGCGAUAUGAAGAGGAAUUGCAAUGGCGAGCUGAUUUUGAGACUGCUCAAAAUAAAUGA